This is a messenger RNA of Sodiomyces alkalinus F11, 1089 nucleotides long. Its product is annotated as mitochondrial carrier. The record is from RefSeq and is a predicted model, not a curated record. NCBI's taxonomy places the organism in Eukaryota, Fungi, Ascomycota, Sordariomycetes, Glomerellales, Plectosphaerellaceae. The coding region runs from base 1 to 1089 and encodes 362 amino acids. The transcript has 2 exons. Gene Ontology annotation, biological process: transmembrane transport.
AUGGCGAAAGGGGACACCGCAAACAUACCGAAGCCUCAACCCGUCCCAGAGACCGAAGAUGAGACCAUAGCCGUGCGGAAAAACACGCGAACUUUCGACUAUGUAUGGCGUUCCGGCCUCGCAGGCGGUCUAGCUGGAUGUGCGGCCAAGACUGUCGUUGCCCCUCUCGACCGAGUCAAGAUUCUGUUCCAGGCUAGCAACCCACAAUUCGCAAAGUACACCGGAUCCUGGGUCGGCGUGGCCACGGCCAUGCGCGACAUCCAUCGCCAGGACGGCAUUCUAGGUCUUUACCGCGGACACUCGGCCACCCUACUGAGAAUCUUCCCUUAUGCCGGCAUCAAGUUCCUGGCAUACGAGCAGGUUCGGUCCCUCGUCAUCCGCCGCCGCGAACACGAGACACCCAUCCGCCGACUCGUCAGCGGCGCUGCUGCCGGCGUAUGCUCCGUCUUCUUCACCUACCCCCUCGAAGUCAUCCGUGUCCGCCUCGCCUUCGAGACCAAGCACGGACAUUCUUCCUUCCGUGACAUCUGUCGGAGGAUCUACAAUGAAUAUCCUGUCGCAGCCUCCUCCGGCACUCACGCCACCACCUCGUCGUCUCCCACCGUCUCUGUCGUCGCCCGGCCUGCCGGCGGCCUCUCCAAUUUUUACCGCGGCUUCGCUCCCACCCUCCUCGGCAUGCUUCCCUACGCAGGCAUAUCGUUCCUCACGCACGACACCAUGGGCGACAUCCUCCGCAACCCCCUGCUCGCCCAGUGGACCAUCCUCCCCGAGACGCGCAAGUUGCCCCAUAAGCCGGGCAAGCCCGCGCCACUCCGCUCCUGGGCCGAGCUCCUCUCCGGUGGCAUCGCCGGUCUGGUGUCCCAGACCUUCUCAUACCCCCUCGAGGUCGUCCGCCGUCGCAUGCAGGUCGGAGGCGCCGUCGGCGACGGCCACCGCUUGCGCAUCGCGGAGACGGCAGGCCUUAUCUUCCGCGAGCGCGGCAUCCGGGGCUUCUUCGUCGGCCUCACCAUCGGCUACGCCAAGGUCGCUCCUAUGGUAGCCGUCAGUUUCUACACUUACGAGCGAGGCAAGCUUUGGCUGGGCAUUUGA